Schistocerca gregaria is the source of this 530-nucleotide messenger RNA. RefSeq lists its product as uncharacterized. Gene Ontology annotation, molecular function: actin binding; adenylate cyclase binding. The record is from RefSeq and is a predicted model, not a curated record. Gene Ontology annotation, biological process: regulation of adenylate cyclase activity; cytoskeleton organization. The coding region runs from base 28 to 504 and encodes 158 amino acids. The transcript is spliced from 5 exons. NCBI's taxonomy places the organism in Eukaryota, Metazoa, Arthropoda, Insecta, Orthoptera, Acrididae. Gene Ontology annotation, cellular component: cytoplasm.
UUAGUUUAGAUUAGAGUGCCGUCCAAGAUGAUCGCGUCCGUUAAUCAGCUGGCAUUGCAUAAAGUUGUGAAUUGUGCUGAGCCAAUUCCUGUAAAAAUUAGCGACCUAAAACAGACUGUUUUUAUUUCAGAUUGCGUAGAUGCUUCUUUUAUUAUUCAAGGAAAAUGCACUUCAAUUACUGUGACGAGUUCCAGGGAUGUGAAUAUUAUUUUUGACGGCGUCGUUUCUUCUGUCGAACUCAUACGAUGUCGAAAGAUAAGUGCCCAAGCUAAUGGUUCUCUUCCCGUCAUUACAAUUGAAAAAUGUGAAGGCGCCAAUAUCUAUCUCUUUUCUGAAGCAUCUCGUUCUGCCGAAAUUAUUACCUCACUUUCUUUGGAGGUGAUCAUUACUAUUCCUCCAAAAGUCGGGCAGGAUGCGAUAGAGCGCGCAAUCCCGUAUCAAUUUGUGACUGUGCUUAAGGAUGACAAGCUAGAAACGAAACCAGUUACACACACUGCAAAUUAGCAAUCUUUCUUUCUAACUUGGGAACG